AUGGACCCGCAGAUGGCAGCCGAGUCGUCCUCGAACCGGCCGCGGCUGCUGGCGCUGUGCGUGGCCGUUGCCUGCGGCACCUGCUUCCUGGCGGCGCAGCUGCUCGUGCCGCCGACUCCGCCGCCGCCCGCGACAACGGCCGAGCGGCAGCUCUACGCCGCCGCUGCACCGCCGCCCUCCCCUGCAGCAGCGCCGGCGGCGGCGGCGACCGAUUCAGACUUGCGGCGGCGCCUGCCGCAGUGCGUCAUCAUUGGCGCCCGCAAGUGCGGCACGCGGGCGCUCCUCGAGUUCCUGGCGCUGCACCCGUCCGUGCAGAAGGCGCCCGACGAGGUACACUUUUUCGACGACGACGAGCGGUACGCCCUGGGCCUGGACUGGUACCGGCGCCGGAUGCCGGCGUCGCGCGCCGACCAGCUCACCGUGGAGAAGUCGCCUGCGUACUUCGUCACCGAGGCGGCGCCCGGUCGCGUCUGGGCCAUGAACGCCUCGCUGCUCCUGCUGCUCAUAGUGCGGGACCCCGUGGUGCGCCUAGUAUCCGACUACGCCCAGCUGGCCGCCAACCGGCGCCAGCUGCAGCGCGAGGACGCGCCGCCCUUCGAGCAGCUCAUCCUGCUCCCCGACGGCGCCGUGAACGCCGAGUAUCGGCCCGUGCGCACCAGCAUGUACGCGGUGCACGUGCGCCGGUGGCUGUCGCACUUCCCGCGCCGCCAGCUCCACGUCGUCGACGGCGACCGGCUGGUGCGCGACCCGCUGCGGGAGCUGCGCCGCGUCGAGGCCUUCCUGGGCCUGCCGGCGCUCAUCCCGAGCGGCGCGCUGUACUUCAACCGCACCAAGGGCUUCUACUGCCUGCGGCCACGGCCCAACGACACCGCGGGCCGCUGCCUCAACGACAGCAAGGGCCGCCGGCACCCCCACGUGCCGGGGCCCGUAGUCAGUCGGCUGCGCCAAUUCUUCGCGCCCUUCAACCGGGAGUUCUACCACCUCAUGGGCAGGGACUUUGGCUGGCCCGAACAGUAGCGCCGCAUGUGCAUGGGUCGACCCGUUCAUUCUCAUAUACGAAAAAGGGGAGGAUGCUUACGUCUGUUCCUUUGGAUAAGAAAGCCAGAACUGUCAGCUCAUCCCGAAAGAGGAGAGCAUGCAAUGAUGCUGUCUUUAUGGCGACUGGAGUA
Messenger RNA from Dermacentor silvarum, 1169 nucleotides. Its product is annotated as heparan sulfate glucosamine 3-O-sulfotransferase 1. The record is from RefSeq and is a predicted model, not a curated record. NCBI's taxonomy places the organism in Eukaryota, Metazoa, Arthropoda, Arachnida, Ixodida, Ixodidae. Bases 1 to 1017 code for a protein of 338 amino acids. Gene Ontology annotation, molecular function: [heparan sulfate]-glucosamine 3-sulfotransferase activity. The transcript has 2 exons.